Messenger RNA from Triticum urartu, 1458 nucleotides. RefSeq names its product mitochondrial uncoupling protein 1. The record is from RefSeq and is a predicted model, not a curated record. NCBI's taxonomy places the organism in Eukaryota, Viridiplantae, Streptophyta, Magnoliopsida, Poales, Poaceae. Gene Ontology annotation, biological process: transmembrane transport.
GAGGCGCCAACUUCCCUCUUCCUCUUUAUUUCCCCCCUUUCCUUCCUUCCUUCGUUCCUCUGUGUGUGUGUGUGACAGCACUUGUGAGUUGUGACAGAAGGGGUCCGUCGUCUCGCUCGGUGGUGCCGGUGGUGGGCGGUUGCAUCCACCCGUCAGCCAAGCCAAGCCAAGCAUGGCGCCGGACCACGGCUCCAAGGUCGACAUCUCCUUCGCCGGCCGCUUCACCGCCAGCGCCAUCGCCGCCUGCUUCGCCGAGAUCACCACGAUCCCCCUCGACACGGCCAAGGUCAGGCUGCAGCUGCAGAAGAAGGCCGUCGCCGGGGAUCUCGCUGGGCCCAAGUACCGUGGCCUGCUCGGCACCGCCGCCACCAUCGCCAAGGAGGAAGGCGCCGCCGCGCUCUGGAAGGGCAUCGUCCCUGGCCUCCACCGCCAGUGCAUCUACGGCGGUCUCCGCAUUGGUCUCUAUGAGCCCGUCAAAUCCUUCUAUGUUGGCGAGAACCAUGUUGGGGAUGUACCUUUGUCCAAGAAGAUAGCCGCUGGCUUCACCACUGGUGCCCUUGCAAUCGCUGUGGCCAACCCCACUGACCUUGUCAAAGUCAGGCUUCAGUCUGAGGGGAAGCUGGCACCUGGUGUGCUGCGCCGUUAUACUGGGGCAAUGGAUGCUUAUGCCAAGAUUGUUAGGCAGGAAGGGGUUGCUGCUCUGUGGACUGGCAUUGGUCCGAAUGUUGCACGUAACGCCAUCAUAAACGCUGCUGAGUUGGCCAGUUAUGAUCAAGUGAAGCAGUCCAUUUUGAAACUUCCUGGGUUCAAAGAUGACGUGGUCACUCAUAUCUUGUCUGGUUUGGGCGCUGGCUUCUUUGCUGUUUGUGUUGGUUCUCCGGUCGAUGUGGUUAAGUCAAGAAUGAUGGGUGACUCUGCCUACAAGAACACUAUUGAUUGUUUUGUGAAGACCCUGAAGAAUGAUGGACCUCUGGCAUUUUACAAAGGCUUCCUUCCAAACUUUGCUAGACUGGGAUCAUGGAAUGUGAUCAUGUUCUUGACACUGGAGCAGGUUCAGAAGGCCUUUGUGAGAAAGCCUGCAAAUUAAAGAUGAGAUGAUAUGGGUUUUGUAGAAGGUGGUAUACAACAAGAAUGUGCGCGCAUUUGUUUUCUCCUACAUAAGACGUUAACCCUUGGGAGUUGUGGUACAAAGGACAAAUUUGACACCUCAACUGUGAGAAACUAUAAUAAAUUUUUGUCGGUCUUGACAGGACCUUAAACAAAUGCUGAGGUAGUUCGGAGAUGUCAAAAGUGUUGUUAAAUUUGUGUUGGAUGGAUGAACAUUAGCUGCAGUAGAUCUUGUCUGUGACGAGCCAGGAAGGCAACAAUGUCUUUGCUUGGUAUUCUAAUUGUUGAUGGUGUCCUGUGUUGUCUCCAUCUUCGUUGCAAUAAGCACACUGCCUUUGUUUGGUUUUUUAA